AUGGCUUCCCACAAGGAUAUUCCUGACACAGAACAUCUCGAUGUAUCUGAGCGAUCGGACAAUAAUCAAAAGCCCCAGUCGCGAUCACCAAGCUUGUCUGAUCAUAGAUCAUCCCAUUCCUCGCUUCCCAGCAAGCCUGUCGCACCGCAGUCCGUCGAGAACAGACUCAGACCAGCAGCAGAUAUCAUCAAUCGUAUCAACUGGGACUCUGAGUUCACACGUGAGGACUAUAUCAUCGGGUUUGUGGAUCGAUUUGAGGGACAGCUGGAGGUCAGCAUGGAUGCAUGGAAGAAGGAAACUACCGACGAGGAAUUCAUCCCACAGCAUCGAGUGCUGUACAUUCGGCAUGUGAAUGGAGACAUUGUCUGGGAUCGACGUCGUCGCAUUGACAAGAUUUUCAACAGUGGCUCGCUGCCAGUAUUACCCUCUAAUGUCCCGGCCGAUCCCAUUGUGCAGGAGCCUUCUCAGCCUGAGAAGCAGGCGGUGGCCCCGUUUUUGUUUCAGCGAAACGAGGACAAGGAGGAGACUGUUGCAUCACUGCCAGAACCCGAGACAACGAAAUCCAAAUCGAUUUCGGUGGCCAACAAGAAUAUAAGCCAAGAUGCACCUGCAGCUCGCUCAGCGGCGAAAAAAAUGUUUUCGGAGGAUGAAUUCGCCAAUCAAGCUUCUCAAAGCUCACCGAAUGAUCAGGUUGCUCGUGACGCCCUCGUUGUUGCGGAACUAAGCACCAACUGCAAGCCACAAGGAAACUUUCAGUUGGUUUGCGAUCUUGUCUCCCACAUAGCUCAGAUUUUCCGGCGCCCUGAAUCAGCUAUUCAAGUGGUCAUUCAUCAGAACGUUUCCAUCUGCUUUGGGAGCUCCACCCUUCCUUCCUACCUGCUCAAGAUCUGGACCGUUCCCUCCGCCAUCGGCCCCUUCACGAAUGUUCGCAACACUUGGAUACUACAGCAGACACUCCAUGAGUCUCUCGCCAUCCCUCCCGAGCGAGGUGUUAUUCUCUUCCUGUCCGUUUCCGAGGAGAAUCUAGGGUUCAAUGGAUCGACGAUCCAGGGCGUUAAUCUCCGACAGGAGAAAUCCGACAACGAAACCCCCGGGGUAUUCAAAACCAUUUCCCACAGAAUGAGUCGCCGACUCAGAGGCAGUAGUGGUGCGAGUGGGCCAAUCACUCUCUCAUCGGGCCCAAAUUCUCCUCUAUCGCCGACCGAGGCCAGUCCUGGUCAUUCUCAACCAGUGGUCACUGUCUCAGAGAAUCCGGCGCAAGAGGAAAGCAGUCCCAACAAAAGAGAGUCUCUGAUGGCGAUCCUCGAGCGCCACAUUAGAAACCCGAAGAAGGGUCAGGCAAAGGGUGUUGUCAAGGAUUAG
Molecule: messenger RNA, 1362 nt
Organism: Penicillium oxalicum
Lineage: Eukaryota; Fungi; Ascomycota; Eurotiomycetes; Eurotiales; Aspergillaceae
Exons: 4
Coding region: 1-1362 (453 amino acids)
Molecular function (GO): phenylpyruvate tautomerase activity
Source: RefSeq, a predicted model, not a curated record